CCCGGUAGGCUCUAUUAUUAAGUGGAGCCUGAACCAUGGUAUGCUGAUUGCUCAAGCAUUGGACAAAAACCUCACCAACCCCGGACCGGACGCCACCCGGUUCAACCAAACAUCUUAGUCCUUUUCCUUUCACUUUACCGGUUCAAACCGGUCUUUUCCUUCCUUAUAUUGACCACUCUCCUACACCCAUUUUGACAAGCCCAAUUAACUUUCCACACAGAGCAGAAGCUGAGAAGGGAGAAAGAAAAGGGUACAAAAUACAAGAUUAUAGCAAUGGCAAACAACGGUGAUCAGAGUCAAACUGAAGCUGGAAGGCACCAAGAGGUUGGUCACAAGAGCCUUCUGCAGAGUGAUGCUCUCUACCAGUAUAUUCUAGAGACCAGUGUCUACCCAAGAGAACAUGAAGCAAUGAAAGAGUUGAGAGAGUUGACAGCAAAGCAUCCAUGGAACAUCAUGACAACCUCUGCAGAUGAAGGGCAAUUCUUGAACUUGCUCCUUAAACUUAUCAAUGCCAAAAACACCAUGGAAAUUGGUGUCUACACUGGGUACUCCCUGCUUGCCACUGCCCUCGCUCUUCCUGAAGAUGGAAAGAUCUUGGCCAUGGACAUUAACAGGGAGAAUUACGAACUUGGUUUGCCUGUAAUAAAAAAAGCUGGUGUUGCCCACAAAAUUGAUUUCAGGGAAGGCCCUGCUCUCCCAGUUCUCGAUGAAAUGAUUAAAGACGAAAAGAACCUUGGUAGCUUCGAUUUUAUCUUUGUGGAUGCGGACAAGGACAAUUACCUCAACUACCACAAGAGGUUGAUUGAGCUUGUCAAGGUUGGAGGGGUGAUCGGGUACGACAACACCUUGUGGAACGGGUCUGUGGUGGCACCCCCAGAUGCUCCUCUUAGGAAGUAUGUUAGGUAUUACAGGGACUUCGUGUUGGAGCUCAACAAGUCUUUGGGUGUGGACCCCAGGAUCGAAAUUUGCAUGCUUCCAGUAGGUGACGGAAUCACUCUCUGCCGUAGGAUCAAGUGAUUGCCUUGUGGGGACAAUCAUGAUCCACCGUUGCUUCGUCAUCCCUCAUGAUAUGGGUCAUUAUUGAGUCGGAGCUAAAGCAUCUAAAGCUUAAAAGCAAUCAAUAUUUUUCGUUUUCCUUUCUGCAAAAUAUGUGCUUCUGUAUUUUUCUCUUAUUGUUGAUAUGGAAACGUGCAAGUGACCUUUUUCCUUAUUUGAUUUAUAUCCACCAACUUGGUCUAUUUCGAAGCCAGUUAACCUUGGUUGAUUAGAAAGAGGAUAUAUGUGUGUUUCCGUGGAAGGAUGGAAUUGAGGGGAAGGAGACCAUGAAUGUGUUUCAAAUAAUAUAUGCUCAAAAUUUUAUUCCUUUUCUCUCCUUUUCUAAUUCUGUAAUAAGGACACAAGUAUUGUAUUUUUUUAAACACAGGUUGUGUUUGAAAAUUUAUAUAUUUAAACGAAAUAUUAGUUAUUUCUAUGAAUUAUAAAGAAACAGAGAUAUGCUUU
Abrus precatorius (Indian licorice) is the source of this 1500-nucleotide messenger RNA. RefSeq names its product caffeoyl-CoA O-methyltransferase. The record is from RefSeq and is a predicted model, not a curated record. Gene Ontology annotation, molecular function: O-methyltransferase activity; S-adenosylmethionine-dependent methyltransferase activity. Bases 274 to 1017 code for a protein of 247 amino acids. The transcript is spliced from 5 exons. Lineage: Eukaryota; Viridiplantae; Streptophyta; Magnoliopsida; Fabales; Fabaceae.